This is a messenger RNA of Eurytemora carolleeae, 3779 nucleotides long. RefSeq names its product zinc finger protein 431-like. The record is from RefSeq and is a predicted model, not a curated record. Lineage: Eukaryota; Metazoa; Arthropoda; Copepoda; Calanoida; Temoridae. Bases 1808 to 3661 code for a protein of 617 amino acids. Gene Ontology annotation, biological process: regulation of gene expression. The transcript is spliced from 14 exons. Gene Ontology annotation, cellular component: nucleus.
CUCUACCGGCUGCAACCGAUGAUAAACGAGUACUGAAGCAUAUCAUGAUUGAUAUUCUCAACCUAAGGAAUGGAAUGGAAGAUAACCUACUCCUAAUCCAACAAAUCAACCAGAUGAUACAGAAGGAAGGAGAGGAGCAGAAGAGGUUAGAUGAUGUGAUCCAUGCUGCCCAGCAACAUAUUGACUCCAUUAACACAGUGUAUACACUGGGAGUAUCCUGGCUUAAAGAUGAUACUGAUUUUGCUCUCAGUUUUAUUCAAGAUGAUUCUGUGGAGAGAGAGGAGAUACCGGUGGAGGGGAGUGAAGAUAUGGAUAUUGAACCUGAUAAAGAUGCAAAUCUUGAGGUAUUCGGAGAAAUAAAAAUCGAAACAGAGGAUAUUGAUAAUCUGAAAUCAACUAUUAUAGAAGAUAUAAAACUAGAAGAAGAAUGCCAAGAAGCUGAGAUAGAGAUAGAAGAUGAAGAACCUGGUGGUGAAACUAUUCUAGAAUAUUCUUGUGAAUUAUGUGAAAACAAAUAUUCUUCCUCAAAGGAUAUUUUCUUCCACAAACAAAUAGCUCAUUCGAAAUCCACGUUUUCAUGUACACAAUGCAAAUUUGUGACGGUUUUCAAGAUAAACUUGAGAAUGCACAUGCAACAAAAUCACAGGGAAAAUAUCUCUUAUUGUGAUUUAUGCGACUAUUUUGGAAACACCGAAGAGGAGCUAAAGAAACACUUGGCCGCGAACCAUGUUGGAGAAAAGUUGAAUUGUGAUCAGUGUGAAUAUAUUGGGUUUAGGCAGGAAAUGAACUCGCACAAGAGAAUAAGCCAUGAAGGUGGACUGUAUAAAUGUGAUCAAUGUGAGUAUAAAUCAAGAACAACGAAAUAUUUAAAAAUGCACAAAGAAAAAGAACAUGAAGGGGUUCGUUAUUACUGCGAUCAGUGUGAAGGCGUGUUUGGUUUAGAGAAUAAUCUGAAGAGGCACAUUAAAAAUAUUCACGAAGGAUUUAAAUAUUCCUGUGACAAGUGUGAUUAUCAGGCAGCACACUUAUUCAUCAUAAAAGAGCACAUUCUUGAAGUUCAUGAAGGAAUACCUCAGGCAAAGUAUCUUUGCGAUGAAUGCGAUCAUUUAUCCAAGUCACUGCGAAGUUUAAACAAACACAAGGAGGCCAUUCACGAGAAUAAACGGCGCAGUACUCGAUGUCUAUCAAAAUUUCUAUGCGAUCAAUGUGAUUUUGUAACACAUCGGAAAAUCUAUUUCACACAACACAUGUCAGCACACGAUAGUCAGCCGAAAAGUUGUGACCAGUGCUCAUUUUUAGGAUUAACAAUACAUUGUUUGAAAAGACACGUUAAGGAGAAACAUGGAGAUGAAAAGAAGAAAUAUCCCUGUGAUCAAUGCAAAUACUCAGCAAAAUUUAAAGCAAGAUUGAAAAUUCACGUGGAAAGUGUUCAUUUAGGCAUUAAGCACCCAUGUGAUCAAUGCGGUUUUGCCGCGUCAACAAAAUAUAAUCUGAUAAAUCACAAAAAGAGCAAGCAUGAAGAUUCAAAAUUUCCUUGUUCAAUUUGUGAACAUGUUGCUACGACACAAUAUGGUCUGAAUAAACAUGUAAAAAGUAAACAUAAAUGACAUUCGCAUUUUAAAAUAGUUUGAGGGAGGUUGGUUAAACUGCAAUGCUGAAAUUAGUGUAUUUACCGAUUGCUACGGAAGUAUUUUCAUUGUAGUUGUCAGUUUUAACUUCCAUAGUCAAGUUUUUUAGAGAGAUUUAUUAAUCAAUCAAAAGAUUAAGCGUUAAAAUUCUUGAUCUUUAUUUUACUUUCAGAUUAACAAUGAAAAGUAAAACCAAACCUGACUCUCUUAAAGAUAUACUAGCGGGGAAUGUGGAUAUCGUUGGAUUAGACUACAUAACAGAAUAUCAGAAUACGGAUGAAAAUGUUGUUCAUUACUAUCACUGCUCCCUCCCUGGUUGCUUUAACGAGCAAGGAAAUCCGCGACAAGUCUUGAAGCAUCUGAAAUCUUAUUCACAUAAACAGGCAUGGAUUCAAACCAAGUUCCAAAUUAAAGUAAAAACCAGAAGUGGCAUAGAAGAAUUUUUAAAGAAACAUGGUGAAGAUGUUUCUAACUUUCAAACCCUUAUCAGUGAUAAGCUUUGGCUUGAAUGCAAAAAAGCAAGGUUGCGUGCUGAUGUCAACUUGAAACCUGAGUUAGUUCCUAAAAAUACAUCUUCGCCUUCUAAGGCUUUAACAGAAAAUACUACUGCGGAGUCUGUCAGGGAGCACUCGGAAGCCUCACCCUAUUCAGCCGCUAAUCUAGUAAAUGCAGAUGUAAGAACACCUGAGAAAAACAAGGAUAAGCUGUCCAAGAUGGUGGAUGAGAAUUCUGCUCAAAGAAUUAAUGAUUCUCUUCCAUUUAAACAAUUAAGUAUUCAACAAUAUCAAAGAAAAAAUGCACAGAGCACCAGUUCUGUGAAGAGCAAUGAUCAUCAAGUUCAAGGAAUUUGUCCACUGGAGACCACUUCUAGUUUAACAAAAUCUUCAUCUUCUACUACAACACCAAUUCACACAACUACUCCAAGUAAAACUACAACCUCUGUUACAGCUGCUCCAGGUUAUGCUACAACCUCUCCUAAAGCCACUCUGAGUGUACCUACAUCGUCUAUUAUAAUCCCUCCAAGUGAAUCUUCAUCCUAUCCUGAUCCAAACCAGAAGCCACCCUCUGCAAUUUUAUCAAUUCCUGCAGAUUCUACUUUACUUGAAGAGAAUGCGGCUAUAACAAGUCUAUCAAUUAGAUUGUCUGAUAAAGUCGCUUUGGAUCUAACAGCAGUGAAUAGUAUGGAGCAGGGGCAUGAAGUGCCUGAAGAAGAAGCUUUUAAUGAUCAAGUGCCUGAAAAUCAAGCUGCUAAAGACCUAGUGACUGAAGAAGAAGCUUUUAAUGAUCAAGUGCCUGAAAAUCAAGCUGCUAAAGACCUAGUGACUGAAGAAGAAGCUUUUAAUGAUCAAGUGCCUGAAAAUCAAGCUGCUAAAGACCUAGUGACUGAAGAAGAAGCUUUUAAUGAUCAAGUGCCUGAAAAUCAAGCUGCUAAAGACCUAGUGCCUGAAGAAGAACCUCAACAAGUAGUUUUAGAGCAAAGGUGUGUUGACAAAUCUAACGAAGCUUUAGUUUUACAAGGCACGUUGGAGAAGAGAACAUUUGUAGAUGUUAAACCUGAAAUAGAUGCCAUCAUCAAACCUGAACCAGAUUCAAGAAUUAAAGAGGAGAAUAAACCAAAAGAUUUGUUGAGAUUAAACACAGAGUGUGUUGAAGAAGUGGCACGAAAACCUGGAAUACCUGAAGAUCCAGAGAUGAAAUUCAAGAAACUAGUGACGUCGAUUGUUAACGAUAUUCUCCUAAGGCAUUAUCGAUAUGCUCCAAAGGCAGAUAAAGAUAAAGACCCAGAAAGUUUCAAGAUUCAAUCAAAAGAAGAAUUUGAACGUUUGAACCAGAAGUUUUCAAGAAAACUCAGAGAAGAUAUAAGAGAAUCCUACAGCAGUAUGUAUGGAGGAAUUGAUAUGAAUGAUCCUAACAAACUUCAAACACCAAUAAUAAGUUACGAAGAACUGCUGGGGUAUCCAAUAGAAGUGGAAAUUCAAAAAUAUUUUGAAGACUCUGCCAGCUCCAGGGAGCGGAAACUAAAGCGUGUCUAAAGACUUUUGUAAUGUGACUUUGAUGUUUAUAAAACAAAAAUCCUCUGGUUAUCAUGGCAGCUAUAAAAGACAAUUUUUUGGCAUUUAAUCUUUGUGCUUUACAUAUAGUAUUUCAGAA